Messenger RNA from Saccostrea echinata, 912 nucleotides. RefSeq names its product GTPase IMAP family member 4-like. NCBI's taxonomy places the organism in Eukaryota, Metazoa, Mollusca, Bivalvia, Ostreida, Ostreidae. The transcript has 3 exons. Bases 94 to 912 code for a protein of 272 amino acids. Gene Ontology annotation, molecular function: GTP binding. The record is from RefSeq and is a predicted model, not a curated record.
GCAUUCUCAUCAAAUUGUGAUUUUGACGUUGAGAAUGGUAAUCAGCAUUGUAGUUCGAGAAGACCUUCAGGUAUACCAGAUAAUGAAAUCCGAAUGCUGCUAAUUGGAAAAACCGGAGUGGGCAAGAGUACAACUGGAAACACCAUUCUCGGAUUCAGAGCAUUUGACACAAAGACCUCUGCCACAUCAAUUACAAACCAAGUCCAAUAUAAUUCUUCUGAACGCUUUCAUAAAAAUCUUCUUGUUGUUGAUACUCCGGGUCUUUUUGAUACCAAUAAAACAAAUGAAGACGUAAAACUUGAAAUUUUGAAGUGUUUUGGAAUCACUUCACCAGGUAUACAUGCUAUUCUGUUAAUUGUGCAAGUUGGAAGAUUUACAGAGGAAGAGGAAAAAACUGUCGAUUUCUUCUUAGAGGUAUUUGGAAAAGAUGUCAAGAAUUACCUCAUGGUAGUGUUUACCGGAAAAGAUAGCUUAGAUGAUGAAGGAACAUCGCUAGAAAAUUACGUUGAAUCAUACGACAACACAUCUUCUCUGAAAACCCUUCUAGGCGAAGUAGAAGGCAGAUACACAGCAAUAGGGAUUGGAGGCAACAUUACCGAACGCGAGAACGAGGUCAAACAAAUUAUUAGAAUAACUGAAGACAUGAACAUGAAAAAUAACGAUAUCGGUUACACGAAUGAGAUGUACGAGAAAGCCGAGGCCAUACACAGACAGAAGCAAGAAGAACGUGUUAAAGAAAAGAUGGAAACCGGAAAGGUGUAUACAGAAACUGAAAUGAAUCAGAUGUACACGGAUGCUAGAAAGGAAGAACGAAUUCAUAUUGUCAACAACAACCAGAGCGAAGGAAGCUUCCUCUGGGCUUUUGCAUCUGCAUGUGUCUUUUUCAUAGGCAAAUUCUUUGGUAUCUUUUGA